Molecule: messenger RNA, 882 nt
Organism: Canariomyces notabilis
Lineage: Eukaryota; Fungi; Ascomycota; Sordariomycetes; Sordariales; Chaetomiaceae
Product: Metallo-dependent phosphatase
Exons: 2
Coding region: 1-882 (293 amino acids)
Molecular function (GO): hydrolase activity
Source: RefSeq, a predicted model, not a curated record
AUGGGUGCCUUGAACCCUCCACACUCCGCUUCCGAAGACCGGAAAGUGCGAAUUGUGUGCAUCUCCGAUACGCACAACGAUGACUGCACUGGGAGCUUGCCGGACGGGGACGUGCUCAUUCAUUCCGGUGACAUGACUGAUUUUGGGACCAUGGAGGAGUUGCAAGCCGCCUACGACUGGAUAUCGACUCUUCCACACAAAGUGAAGAUUAUUGUAGCUGGCAACCACGACAUGGCCUUGGACGAGAAGCACAAGGAUUUCUUGCCCUCGGCCCUCGCAGUCUUCAAGUCCGAGGCUGCCAGGGCAGCCGGGAUCCACUACCUCGACCGUCAAGUGGAGGAAAUCCAGCUCCUGCCGGAUUCUUCCAGCAACACUGCCGUCCCAGUUUACGCCAACCCCUGCCAGCCCGAGUUCCUCGGCAAGCCCUAUGCCUUCAUCUACGCACCCCACCCGUCACCGCAGGCUGCUGAGGCAUGGGCAGGUGCACCCUCGACCCCGUCGUCCGUCCCGAUCUGGGUGACCCACUGCCCGCCGCUCGGCCGCCUCGACUGGAUUCCCAUCCCGCCGCUGACGGGAUGCCCAGUGCUGGCCGAGGCGGUCGCGCGGGCGCGGCCGGCGCUGUCCGUGUUCGGACAUUACCACAUCAGCCACGGCGUCGAACUGGUCACGUGGCAUGACGAGACGGACAAGGUUGCAAAGGCCGAGAAGCUCGUGAGCGACGGCGCCCCGGCUCACCUAGAUUUCACCAAGCCCGAGCUGCGGUUCGAGCCGGGGCGCAAGACCAUCUUUGUGAACGCCGCCUGGAUGACGCUGGCAAAACCCCGCACGGAGGAAAGAUACCAGCCUAUUGUGCUAGACUUGCCGCUUGAUUUGCUGGUUUGA